UGCAUUUGUGCUGUUGUGCUGUGCUUUGGUUGUGAUUUAUUGGAUUUAUUGUAGUGUGUUGUAGGUAUCGGUUGUGCGUUAUCGAAGUUGAAGUGAUAUAAAACUGAUUUGCAAUGCCUUCUGGUGCAAGUAAGGAUUCCCUUAAGGAGUAUGUGAAGUCGAUUGCUGCUCCUGGGACAAAUACAGCAAAUAUAUUUGGCCUUAAAACAUGGAUGUCCUCAUCUCGUGGCGAGGCAGUUGCACCGCUGAUGGAGAACGAGGACAACUUUGAGGAUCCAAGCCAGGCAUCCAGCAAUGCUUCCUGGUUUGGCAGUGACACAUCCAACUUCUUAGGCCUGAGUCGGAAACAGCGAGUGAUUGGUUUCAUGACCUGCCUGUGUCUGGGCUCAAUCUGCUUCACCGUGGCGGGUUUCACCAUUCCCUUCAUCGCCUUCAAGGCCAGGAAGUUUGCCACCCUUUUCACGCUCGGGAGCUUCUUCUGUAUGUCCAGUUUCUCGCUGCUGUGGGGCCCCUGGGCGCACCUGAAGCACGUCUGCUCGCGGGAGCGGCUGCCAUUCACCUCUGUCUACGUGGCGUCGCUGGCGGCCACGCUCUACUGCUCGCUGCACCUACACAGCACGGCACUGACGGUGGUGUGCGCGCUCUGCCAGCUGGUGGCACUCGUCUGGUUCGUAGCCUGCCACAUCCCCGGCGGAGAGCGCGGCCUGCGCUUCUUCUCGACACUGUGCUCGUCGGCGGUGCGCUCCACGGCGUCCCGGACACUCCCGGUGUGAGACGGCGAGACCGGUGGAGGGCUGUCGACUGUUUCCUAGGGUAUAUUGUGUAUGUUGGGCGGGAAGUGGCCGCUCGGCCAGGCAGCUUGUGAUCGUGUGUGUCGGUACGCCGGCCGGAAGACACCCCUUCGUGUGAUCGAGCUGUUAUUUAUGUUCAUUGUUCAUGCUUGUCUCGUCA
This is a messenger RNA of Amphibalanus amphitrite, 951 nucleotides long. RefSeq names its product protein transport protein SFT2-like. Lineage: Eukaryota; Metazoa; Arthropoda; Thecostraca; Balanomorpha; Balanidae. The record is from RefSeq and is a predicted model, not a curated record. Gene Ontology annotation, biological process: vesicle-mediated transport. The coding region runs from base 114 to 773 and encodes 219 amino acids. Gene Ontology annotation, cellular component: membrane. The transcript has 4 exons.